AUGGCAUCGACGUCAAGCUGUUCAUCGUCCACCAGGGAAACGACGGAUUCGCAGGAGGAGAACGACUCGAAGAAAACUGCGAAACAACUCGAGCUGUGUCCUUUCAAAUUAUUAUGGUCGUUUGGAAUGAACCCAGAAGUACCUCUGAUCAAUUUGACUACGAAAAAUCGAACGAUUAUCGCGUAUGCCUGCUCGCACGCUGUAAUGCUUUACAACUACGAAACGAGAAGGGCCAUCCCGCUUCAAGGCCAUGAACACGCGGUGAAAACGCUUUCGACCUCGAACGACGGGAAAUGGUUGUUAUCCGCGGAUUUUGAAAACGAUCACGCGAUCGUCGUUUGGGACACCGAAACUGGAUCGAUAGUCGUAGCAACCAUGGAGGGCGGAGUUAUCUUUUACGACCUUCAAUUAAAACUCGUCUAUUGGGUUCGCAACUUUGGUGUCGACUCUAUACGAUCGGUUAGCUUUAACUUUACAUCCAAUUUAUUGGGUCCUCGGGCUACCGUUAGAACCCCCGACGACGUCUCGGACGACACGGGUGAAGAAGAAGAGGAAGAGGAAGAGGAAGAGGAAGAAAAAGAAGAAGAAGAUCAUCGUGUAGAUACGACAAUCUGUAAAGAGAAACUCGAAUAUUUAAAAAUGACAGAAGUUGGGAUGGUAUCGUACGACGAUGAUUCAUCGUCCACGAUAACUGUAAACUUGGAACACAUGCAGAGAGAUUACGAGGGGAAGCAAGGACCAUUUGUUCAACCUCGUCGCGUUGCACUGGAUGCCACUUUUGAAAGCGCGCCUUUCCAUACCGACCCAUUUUUCAUCGGUUCUGCUACCGGCGCGAUCGCGUUGAUCGAUAUUCCGACGUCCAAGUGCCAUUUUUUCUUGCACGACGUAGGCUUGUCCGUUACCAGCUUGGACGCGCAUCCUCGAAGCCAUUACGUAGCCACAGGAAAUGCACAGGGUAUAUUGUGCUUGUACGAAUACGAGAAACGCAAGUUGAUCGUACGCAGAACCGUCCCUCCGCUGCCAGAUUUUCAGUACAUCGUCGAGAGGCAAGUGAAAACUAGCAACAUCACGUACGUUACAUGCCCGCAAACCAGGGAUAAGUCGAUCGCUGUUUCCGUGCUCAAGUAUUCGCCGUUAGGGGACCAGCUCGUUUGCGGUCUCGACAAUGGAACGCUAUGGAUUCUACACCCGAUCACGUUGGAACCGAUUCACGACGUGCCGUACAAGCAUUCCUGGGAAUCUAUAAUUAAGCUAGCUUUCACGGAGUGCGCGGAAUAUAUGGCGUAUUCUGACAACGAAUUGGUAGUGGCAAUAUUUAAGAGAAAUUUGGAUAUACUCUUAGGAGAUCAUCCAUGGGCUUUCCUUGGAAAGUAUCGUGCUCACCGGGCAACCAUAACGGACAUACGGUUUGGACCAGCUACCUCCAAUACCGUUACACCUCGAUUUUUCUCCUUGGGCGAAGAUAGGAGAUUGGUCGAAUACGACCUGAAAAAUAGAUAGAGAUUCUAAUGAACGAGAUCUCCUACAGAACCUACGCGGAAAAUGGCGAAAUAACCGAGGAAAUAACGUUCGACGAAUUCGUCAAGUAUUACAUAAACCAUCGUCCCGCCUUCGGAAUUUCUUUGCGCCAGUUGCAAGAUGCUUUCCAAACGUUCGCCGAUCCUGGUAGACGUCCAUCUUCGGGGACGGAGAACCCGGUUCUGACGCGCGAUCAAUUUCUGAACGUUUUGCUGGGAAAAGGUCCCGUGGACCAGCCACCGUACAGGAGCAAGGGUUUCGGGGAACCGUUUACGCCGCAAGAAGCUUACGCGUAUCCGAAGCUUCUUCUCGGUUGCGGCGACAACGACGACGAUCGAGACAAAGAGAAACGAAAUCUACGACGGAAGCGACAUUUUUUGCCAGAGAGGAUAUCUUACAAAGAGUUUAUCACGGACAUCAUGGGUAUCGAGUUGUCGGAGGAAACGAGGGCUGACGAUGAAUAAUUAAUCUGCGUCGUUAUUCGCAUUGCUGGCAUGUUAACGUCAAUUACAAUUACCACUAUUAUUACCAAUAUUAUUAUCAUAACCAUGUACUGCGAAUUCUAUUAAACAUGUACGAACACUAA
Messenger RNA from Megalopta genalis, 2104 nucleotides. NCBI's taxonomy places the organism in Eukaryota, Metazoa, Arthropoda, Insecta, Hymenoptera, Halictidae. The record is from RefSeq and is a predicted model, not a curated record.